AUGAUAAGCUGUGAACCAAUUCAAUCUUGUAAAAUUCCUUUAAAAUCUUGUCAAGGUUCAAUUAUUGAACACAAUCUAGUUACAAUACGAUUAAGUGUCGAAUGGCCUGAUAAAGGUGGUGACGAUCCUAAUCUUGUAAUGUAUAUUACAAAUAAAAUACCAUCAACAACAUGUAUUCAACAAAAUCAAUCAUUAGUACCUAUAUAUAGUAAUUCCAUUAAUCAUAAUCAUCAUAAUCAUCGUAAUCAUAAUUAUCAACGACAAGAAACUUUUGAUCCAAUAUAUCAACAACAAUAUUAUCAUCAACAUCAUUCAUCACCAAUAAAUUAUCAUAAUUCAUCAAAUUCAACAAUAAUACCUACUGGUGAUCAAAAUGAUGUUUCAUCAACUACAACAACAGAAGUAUAUAAUGGUAUACAAUCACAAACAUUAACAUCUCCUACAAUAAUUCAAUCAAUUGGAAAUCAAUCACAAUCUCAAUUAAUACCUAAUUGUCGAUAUCAAAAUACAACAAAUCAACAAUAUUCAACACAUCAACAUGUUAUGCAUAUACCAACAUCUAAUAUGAAUGAUUCUCAAUUAAAUAUGCAAAUGACAAAUCUAAGUUCAUUAUCAUCAAUGAAGCAAUUGUCUUCAGUGACAACACAUGUUGAUCUACAGCAAACAUCAACUAUGGCUUGUUCACCAUCAAUGUUAACAAAUCCAAAUACAAAACGUAUAAUUUGUCUUUGUCCAAAUCCACCUAAAGGUCAUGAUCAUAAUUGUCCUGUUCCUAAUCUACACAAACAAUCACCAACUACAAUUUUAACAAAUGAAACUAUAUAUCGAACAUUUAAUGAUCAAACGAUGCCUCAUCGACCUAUUUUUCCAUCACAGAUACAUUCAAAUGAUAUUAUUCCAACAUUCUCUACGCAAGAACAAAUAAAAAUAACAUCAAUACCAUUUUCAAAUUCGGAUCUUAUGAAAACAAAUGGUUCAUCAUCAAAUGUACCAACAAUUAUUUCUCAACAAUCACCAUUAUCAACAAUAUCAAUGCCUUCAUUGAAUACUGAUAAUAAUUUUCAACAACAAACAUCAAAUUUUUCUCAAGUUAUUAUUAAUAAUCCAUCAAGCUAUCAAACGACUCCAUCAAUAUCAAUGCCUAUUGAAGGACGACAAAAUAUUAGUCCAAUUAAUUCACUUCAACAAAAACAACAUCCUAUAACAAAAAAUAGUUUAAUAAAUCGAGAUCAAUUAUCACUUCAAAUUGAUUUACAUCAACAAAUUCAAAAUACAAAUAAUUUAAAUUCUUCAUCAACACAACAAAAUAAUAUUCGUAGAAUUUUAUCAACUACUCCUGAAAAACAACAGGAGAUAUUUAUUUUUCCAGAUAAUUCAAAAAGUACUACAACUGUACCAUCAGAUAAUACUUUACAUGAUUCAACGAAUGAUAUAAAUAGAAAUAUUGAACAACACGAAGAACAAGAUACAUAUUCUGUGCAAUCAAUGAUAAGAUCACCGGUGAAACUUGAUAUUUCUAUGUCACAAAAUUUAAUGAGAACAAGAAUUGGUUCGCCAGAAAUCGAUCAAACUAUAUCGGAUGUUAUUAAUGGCAAAGGAAAAAUUUGCAUUGAUAAUAAAUCAACAUCAACUAAUAUAAGACAACAACAACAACAAAAAAAACAACCAUUAUCAGCUCAACUUGUUUGGGAACAUAAUGGACCAGUAACAACAAAACCAUUGCUAUCACUAGUACAUCAAGAACAGCAACAACAACAACAACAACAACAACAACCAACUUGCGAUUCAAAUGUAUCGACAUUAAAUCGUCCAACUGUUUUAAGUAUUACACUACCACACAAUCAUUCACCUUCGACAGGACAAAAUAAUAAGAAUACAUUAUUACAAAAAGAACAACCACGAAAACCAACAAUAGAGAAUAGUAAAAAAAGAAAUCGAUCAAAAUCGACGAGCACUAUAAAAUCAAAACGUACGAGUGUAUCUACUGUUAAUAUGAUUCCCCUGGCAGAAAAACCAUUAUCAUCUCCUCAAGAUAUAUCUCAAACAAAACCAGCAACACCACCUGUUACGUCGCAGUCAAACUUAGUUAAUACACUAAUUUCAUGGGCAAAUGCAUCCACAUCAUCAUCAUCAUCAUCGUCAUCAUCAUCGUCAUCGUCAUCAUCGUCAUCAUCACCAGGAUGUGUAACAACAACGAUUGCAUCUAUUGAAAAUUUAAAUCAGAAUUCAAUAGAUAAUUCAUGGGAAACGUUUCAUAUGCAUCAUAAUCAUCCUCUACUUGAUUGUUAUGGUUCUAAUAAUGAACAGCAACAAAUAGUCUAUGCAAAAAAUCCUGAUGAAUUUGAGUUCAAUGAUGAAUAUCUAGCACAAGUACAUGAACAUUUUAAUUCAUCAACACCGCCACCUUUAACAUCAGUAUCAACAUCGAUUAUUAGUGAAAUAUUAACUCCAACAUCAAUAGAUAAAUCAUCAAGUAUGUCAGCAGCAUCUAUACUUAAUUCCGAUGAUGUUUAUGAAAAUUUUUUUCAAACAUAUACAUCAUCUUGUCUAUCAACACCACAAGAAAAUCAAGUAACAUCAUCAGUAUUAACACCACCUGAUCAUCAAAAUAAUCAAUUAUCAUAUCAACAAUAUUAUUCACAAACUGAUGAAUAUUUUGAUUCAAAUCUACAAUCACAAAUACAAAUACCAAAAGCCAUAGAAACGAAGUCAAAUACAAUCAAUCAAAUGAAUAAUAAUAAUAAUAAUGAUAGUGAAAUAUCCAAUAAGCAACAACAACAACCACAACAACAACAAACACAAAAACCAUUGAAAAAACCUAAUCAUCAAUCAAAUUCUAUUAAUAAUAAAUCUUCCAAAUCUUCAUUGAAAAUUUCUAAACAACAAAAUCGACCAAAUCCAAUUCAAAAACAAACAUCAACAAAACCUACGUGUACACGUUGUGGUUUUACACAAUUAAUGGAUAUAACACAUCAUGAAUUUCCAAAACAACAAGGUCUUGUAUUUGAAUGUUUAUCAUGUGGAAAUAGUUCUAUACGAUCUAAUGUAUCUGCUGAUGAACGACAACGACGUUUAGCUAAAGUUGCUGCUGAUCAUUUAAAUAAAGUUGAAUGUCAAUUUUGUCAUCGAAUGUUUCAUUCACAUAAUGAUUAUUUAAUGCAUUUGAGAAACGAUCAUGCAUCAAAUAAACCUAUGUGA
Molecule: messenger RNA, 3198 nt
Organism: Rotaria sordida
Lineage: Eukaryota; Metazoa; Rotifera; Eurotatoria; Philodinida; Philodinidae
Source: the annotation of a GenBank genome assembly